CGGAGGACGGCGCACUCCGCGCUCCAGGUCCGCGCGAUAGACGUAAAGUGUUUGUUUCGGUGUGAGCGUACAAUGUAACGAAACCUUGAAUUGAUGUCUAAAUGAUAAGAAGAUUAUGCUAAAGAGGAUUUGAGCAGACGAUGAGCCAAUGCCACUCACACGGUCACCGACGACGCAGGCUGGAGGAGGAGCCACCAGGGGCGCCCGGUGGCUUCUGUGGGGCGCUGGUGAGGGCGCCACCCCCCAUACCUCCAGCACUGCUCAGGAGAAUAGGGGGCAAGGAUAUCACUGGAGUUGGCAAGGUGAAGGUGAUGCUGAAGGUGGCUGGCAGUUCAGAAGACACGGCAAGUUUCAAGGUAGAUCGCCGCCACAAGCAGGUGACCUUGACAGACCCCGCCCCCGCUGCCAGCCACACCCCCGAGGCUCAGGACCGGAGGGUGGCAGUCGCCGCCCCCAAGAUGUUCGCAUUCGACGCUAUCUUCACCGAAGAUGACAAUCAGAUGGACGUCACCUCCACAGCGCUUGUUGACAUUUUGCACGCCGUCAUCAAUGGAAGUGACGGUUGUCUCCUCUGCUUUGGACACUCUAAGCUAGGCAAAAGUCAGACGAUGAUAGGAUCGCCAGACGCUCUUGGAGUCAUCCCUUGUGCCAUAUCCUGGUUGUUCCGCGGAAUCAAUGAGCAGAAGCUGAAGACCGGAGCAAGGUUCUCGGUCAGGGUGUCGGCUGUGGAGGUGUCUACUGGCAUGAAGGACCUGCUCAUAGGACACGCUGACGAUUGUGAGCAGUCACCAGGCGUUUACUUGCGCGAGGAAGUACAGAACUACAGCGAGCUGCGCGUCCCCUCAGCAGACAAGGCUGCGUACUACCUAGACUCCGCCCUCAGUGCCAGAUCUGCGCAUGCGCACUUCCUCUUCACGUUGCACAUCUACCAGUACAACGUCGCGUCCAAGGGCGCAGUUGCUGGGGGUCGUAGUAGACUUCACUUGCUGGACCUAGGGGCAAGUGAUCGCUCCAAGCCUAGCUCAGGUCUCAGUCUAUCAGCUAUAGGGAACGUCCUUCUAGCCAUCUUCAAUGGAAAUCGCCACCCACCACACAGAGAACACAAGCUCACCCAGGUGUUAAGGGAUUGUUUGUCGUCACUGACUUGUCACGUGACUCUCCUAACACAUGUCUCCCCUUCCUCUCAAAACUACGCAGAGACGCUAGGAACUGUCCAGCUGGCUGCUAGGAUACAUAGGAUACGUCGCCGCAGAGUCAAGUUCGGGAAUUCCACAGCUACCCAGGUUGCCGGAGAGGACAUCGGAAGGACUACGGGUUCAAGUGACGUAGAUCCCUCUAGCAGCGAACAGUCUGCAGACACAGUCAUAUACGUUGGAAGAUCCGAGGAGACCGAUGGGGAGCAUCCUCCUGUCUACCUUCCUAGUCUUACAUCCGGAGACAACCGGUGUGCUAUGGGGAAAGCUUUGCGAGGAAGUGGAAUGGAACAUCGAGAAAGUCCAAGCCAGAGUCCAAGGGACAACCGAUCAGUUCUCAGUGUAAAACAGUCAUCUACCAAAUCAUCAAGUCUUCCUUGCUCUCCUCAAAAGGUACCCGGAGAUUCUUCAUCAGGUGUAGAGAAGUCAAAAUCAUCAUUAUACGGUAAAAUUGGGACUAAUAGUGCAAAGUCUUCCCCAGCUAAAACUACAUCUCACAAAGACUCUAAGCACGAAGCAAAGCAGAUGGAAGAACGAUGGGUGGAUGGUCCUAAGAUUCCAAGAUCAAAAGUUGUCGAAGCGAGACAAUUGAACCUAUUACAUAAAAGUAGACAACAUCUACUAUCCAAGAAAGAAACUUGGGUUGAUGGUCCUUUGAAGAGCAAUCAAGAUAUGGGCUACGGGUUUAUGGAUUACCAUAAGAAAUCUAUGAUCAAAAAAUGGUUGGAGAGUCAAUCCUUGUUGCACCAUAGACAUAAAUCAUCCUGUGGGAAAGAGAAGGGAUCCAGAAGCUAUCUUACGAGGUUCAAGACUUGUGGCGCUGAAAGAAGAACGGAGGCUGAGGGGAAGAGUAAGUCUUCAUCAAGUGGUUCAAGAGAGGAGCCCUACAGACCGACCAAAGGGGGACCUCUUACUGACGAAGCUUACGAGAGAUUCAUGGCUUCUAGAGGACAAGCUAGCGGACAGGAGGAUGGUGAUGAGGAAGUCAAGGUCGUGCCACCACUAACCCAGACUACAGUGGUUCAGCAAAACGGUGAUCUCAGCAGAGUUGUUCCAGUCCAAAGAAUACAAGAAACACAAAGUGCAGAGGAAGAGGAAGAUGACGACAUUGAAGUGGAGAUAGUGGAAGUGGAAGAAUCUGAGGAAUCCGUUCUGAUGCAGGACUCUUGCUUACAGGUCACUGAAGAAGACAUAGCGCUGUGCAUGGGGCAGCUAGAAAACCCUCUGCCUGAAGUAGAUCAAAGCAAAGAUCCAAAUAGACCACAGUGUCAGCCACCUAUUCACAUACUGCUGUCCACUUCAACGUUUAAAGAUUCAACGACUUACGACUUCGACAGACUUGUAAACCAACGAAUGCAAAACUUCUCUGAGGGAUCUCCAAGGUUCAUAAACAGAAAUAGAGCUCCACUACUUCCAAAUAAUAGAGGGGUUGUCGACUACACUCAGCUCUCCCGCCUGUCCAUGUCUGGUGCUCUGGACCCAACAUGUAGAGAGUUGGAGAACCGUCCCUUGGCCCGAUGUCAGUCCUUGUCCCUCACCAACAUGCUGGACGGCUGUCCUGGCACUGAGCAACUCAGUGAUUACGAUAACAACAGCAUAGUCAGUGAGCCUGCCUACAUCAUGGGCGGAGACCAAAUGUCGGACAAGUUGUGUGACAAAUGCAAGCUCAGGUUCAACAGUGGAGAUCUCUACGAGACGCCGCUGUACGCCAACCUGAAGACUCUAUCGGCGCUCAGACAUCCAGACGGAGCGUCCAACCCCAAUCUAAAGGGGGUGGGAGAGAAGGACAAAGGAGAAGGGGAGAAGGAAAACCUAACACCGAAGAACAAGGAAGAGGACAGUGAUGAGGACCCAGCGGUCCCUCCUCCUCUACACUCAACCCUGCUGACUCUCACUAGAGACACUUUCAGAAGCUCCAAGUGUGGCGGCCUGGGGGUAGGUUUGAGUGGAGGGGGUGGCAGUUGUCAGUCUCAGUUCUCCGUGCACGACCCUGGAGGCACAGGCAUGCAGUACUGCAAGGCAGAUGUAGAACGGCUGGAGCGAGGCUGGUCAGAAUCCCAACGACUCAGAGAUCCAAGAACUCCUUUGCUGACUCCAAACUCUCGCUGGCACUCAGAACGUGAAUCCAGAGGGACUCCCACAUUGGUCCGGCUGAAGGAAUACCCACGAAUUGCGCCAGAUAUUCACCCAGACCCUCACAGUGAUAAAUAGUGUUACAUAAUAGCUACAAAAAUAACAGUUACAAGUCUUGUAACUAGUGUUGAAAUUUGACGUCCAUUCAUAGACUACGACGAAGUUUUUGGAAUACCGACUUACCAAAAACACUCAAAACUCAUAAAAUUACCAUUGUAAAACAAUCAGCUGAUUACCGACUGGACAAAAGCAUAAAUAUUAAAACAUGUUGACCUCGCUCAAAAAGUUCUAUUAUUAGUGAUUUUUAAUUAUCCACACAUAAU
Molecule: messenger RNA, 3649 nt
Organism: Macrosteles quadrilineatus (aster leafhopper)
Lineage: Eukaryota; Metazoa; Arthropoda; Insecta; Hemiptera; Cicadellidae
Product: kinesin-like protein CG14535
Exons: 19
Coding region: 141-3404 (1087 amino acids)
Biological process (GO): microtubule-based movement
Molecular function (GO): ATP binding; microtubule binding; microtubule motor activity
Source: RefSeq, a predicted model, not a curated record